AUGGCCAGCGCGGCGGGGACCGCAGUCCUCGCAGCCUACCUCAACGCGAAAUAUCACAUAGCCCAUGAUGUCAAGAACAUGAGCAGUGGAUUAUCGCAGUACCGCAAAUGUAUGCGCUUCAUGGCUGAUCGCGCCGCGCAGAAGCGCGUCCUUGUAUACCACGUUUUCGAGGACCAAGUCGGCAAGCAACCCGACCACCCCUUUCUCAUCUUCGAAGGCAGGACCUGGUCAUACAAGGAGUUUUUCGAGGCAUUCAUGAGAGUCGCAACCUGGUUGAUUGACGAGUUGGACGUGCAGGUGGGCGAAGUAGUCGCCAUCGAUGGCGGCAACAGUCCCGAGUACUUGAUGCUUUGGUUUGCGCUAGACGCGAUCGGUGCGACUACGAGCUUUAUAAACUGGCAACUAACAGGAGCGGGAUUGGUUCAUUGCACAAAGUUGUGCAAGUCGAGAUAUCUCAUCGUGGACACUGAUAUCAAAGCCAACGUCGAGCCGAGCCGUGCCGAACUUGAGGAAGCAGAUAUCAAGAUUCUCUACUACGAUCCAUCCUUCUUCGCGUCUUUAUCGAAGAGUGCGCCCAUUGCAAGCAGUCGCCAUGAGAACAUCACACUAGAGUCCACACGAGGGCUCAUGUACACGUCCGGGACGACAGGUCUACCUAAAGGCGUCUCUAUCAGCACUGGUCGCGAACUUUUGACUGGCUACGUACUUGCAAAUCAGCUCGGGCUCAAACCCGCGGAUAGAAUGUAUACAUGCAUGCCGCUCUACCAUGCGUCUGCACACGGCCUCUGUACAACACCAAGUAUCUAUGCUGGAAGCACUGUCGUACUGGGCAGGAAGUUCUCACACAAGACUUUCUGGCCUGAAGUCGUGAACUCGGGAGCAGUAAUCAUCCAGUAUGUCGGCGAGCUAGGCCGAUAUCUAUUGAAUUCUCCCAAGCAUCCAUUAGAGAGGGCGCACAAGGUGAGGAUGGCGUGGGGCAACGGCAUGCGUGCCGACGUAUGGGAACCCUUUCGCGAGCGCUUCAACAUACCAGUUAUUCAAGAAGGCUACGGCGCCACAGACGGGAUUGGACCGACGAUUAACCGCAACGCCGGACCCUUUACUGCUGGUUGCGUUGGCCUACGCGGUGUGCUCUGGACCUGGGCGUUUAGGAAUCGCGAAGUCCUGGUGAAGAUGGACGUCGACACCGAGGAAAUCAUGAGAGAUAAGAAUGGCUUUGCAAUACGAUGUGGUGUCAAUGAGCCUGGCCAGGUGUUGCAUCGCCUUACACCUGAAGUACUGGCUAAUGUACCGAGCUACUACGGCAACGAAGCGGCGACUCACAGCAGGCGAAUCAGCGAUGUCUUUGAAAAGGGCGACUUGUGGUUCAAAUCAGGCGACAUGUUGCGGCAAGACGCCGACGGCCGCAUCGUCUUUGUCGAUCGACUCGGCGAUACGUUCCGCUGGAAAGCUGAGAAUAUUUCCACGACUGAAGUCGCCGACGCAAUAGGAAAGUGGAGCCAGAUUACCGAGGCAAACGUCUACGGAGUCUUGGUGCCAGGCCAUGACGGCCGAGCUGGUGCAGCCUCGAUUGUCAUGGCUGACGGGGUGACGGAAUCGACGUUUGACUUUGGUGGCCUGGCGGAACACGCAAAGGCAACGUUGCCCAAGUAUGCGGUGCCCAUCUUUCUGAGGGUCACGCGGGCGCUGGAAUAUACUGGCACGAUGAAGAUGCAGAAGGGAAGGCUGAAGAAGGAGGGUGUGGACCCGGAUACCGUCACGGGUGAGGACAGCUUGUACUGGCUGCCGCCAGAUGGUAAUCGAUACGUGCCGUUUGGGAAGAAGGACUGGCUGGCGCUUUUGGAUCAGAGCGUGCGCCUGGCAUAAGUGAUUUGAUCGCGCGAUUUGUUGAUCCAACAAAAGUACACCCAAUGUAAUACUG
Exserohilum turcica Et28A is the source of this 1921-nucleotide messenger RNA. RefSeq lists its product as uncharacterized. The coding region runs from base 1 to 1866 and encodes 621 amino acids. The transcript has 3 exons. Gene Ontology annotation, molecular function: long-chain fatty acid-CoA ligase activity; long-chain fatty acid transmembrane transporter activity. The record is from RefSeq and is a predicted model, not a curated record. NCBI's taxonomy places the organism in Eukaryota, Fungi, Ascomycota, Dothideomycetes, Pleosporales, Pleosporaceae.